UUUAUGGUAUCGGCUUGAAGUUUUAAAGCCCCGCUAGUUUUAAUCCGGUUGGGUUUUAAUUUCUGUCGAAACAUAAGAAAUUUUCAUUUUACGUUACUACAAAGCAUUGUUUAAUUUUGAGUUUUUCCAAAAAUGACUAGCGGUUAUCAACAGAAUGAAGGAACUGAUAACGAACAAACAACAGCUUCGACAACAACAGUGACAGCAACAACAAGUUCGGCCAAUACGCAAAUCGACAGUGCAUGCAGUGGAAGCAGUGGAGAUAUUGCGGAGCAUAUCAGGAAGUUUAUUUUUACCAAUCAAAGCGCAAGUGUUGCUGAAUCAGGUGCAACAGCGGAACCUUUAGAAAAAUUGGAGAUUAAAAUACCUGAGCUUCUACAAAGCGGUUACUCUUUCUACACUUGGCCUUGUGCCCCCGUGUUGGCUUGGUUUUUAUGGGAGAGGCGGCGGAAUCUUGUCGGCAAACGUGUACUUGAAUUGGGUGCGGGCACAGCGCUUCCUGGCAUUUUGGCUGCAAAGUGUGGUGCACGAGUUAUACUUAGCGACAAUUGCAUACUACCCAAAUCAUUAGCACACAUACGAAAGUCUUGUUUGACUAAUAAUCUCGUCCCAGGGAAGGAUAUAGAAGUAAUUGGCCUCAGUUGGGGCCUACUAUUGAAUAGCGUUUUCAAUAUAGGACCACUUGAUUUAAUAAUUGGUGCUGAUUGCUUUUACGACCCAAGCGUAUUCGAAGAUAUACUAGUAAGCAUUUCAUUUCUACUGGAACGUAAUACGGGUGCAAAAUUUCUUUGUACGUAUCAAGAGCGCAGUGCAGAUUGGUCUAUUGAAGCAUUGUUAAAGAAGUGGAAAUUGCAUGCUGUGCCGAUAACUCUUGAUAACGUUGGCAAAAGCUCUGGUAUUGAUCUGGUGGAAUUAAUGGGCGGCCAUACCAUACACUUGAUUGAAAUAACAAAAGAGCGCUGA
Molecule: messenger RNA, 963 nt
Organism: Anastrepha obliqua
Lineage: Eukaryota; Metazoa; Arthropoda; Insecta; Diptera; Tephritidae
Product: histone-arginine methyltransferase METTL23
Exons: 2
Coding region: 133-963 (276 amino acids)
Cellular component (GO): nucleus; cytoplasm
Source: RefSeq, a predicted model, not a curated record